Molecule: messenger RNA, 7299 nt
Organism: Pseudoliparis swirei
Lineage: Eukaryota; Metazoa; Chordata; Actinopteri; Perciformes; Liparidae
Gene: taf1
Product: TAF1 RNA polymerase II, TATA box binding protein (TBP)-associated factor
Exons: 39
Coding region: 323-6076 (1917 amino acids)
Biological process (GO): RNA polymerase II preinitiation complex assembly; DNA-templated transcription initiation; transcription by RNA polymerase II
Cellular component (GO): transcription factor TFIID complex
Molecular function (GO): DNA binding; TBP-class protein binding; RNA polymerase II general transcription initiation factor activity
Source: RefSeq, a predicted model, not a curated record
AACGGUGGUCGCUGCAGGGAACUGAUACACACAUAUAAACAAACGUUUCUGCUUCAUCUGGCUCUGUGAAGACUGCAUUAAAUGUACUGUUAGUGAUGUUUCCCUUUGACUUCACAAUGCUGAAGCAGGCAUACGGAGAUUUCUUCACGUCGAUAUGAGCAAGUUAGCAUUACGUUACAAGUUAUGCUGUCUAGCUCACAUUAGCUUUACUUUGACUGGACUGCAGCAAGUAAGCUUCUAGCAUUCAGUCGAUACAGAAACCCACUUCCACUAAAUCUGAGGUUGAGGAACGAGAGGUCACUGUGAAUGUUCUCCAUUUAGUAUGUCGGACUCAGACAGUGACGAGGACCAAGAUCGCCCUUUCUCUCUGACUGGCUUCCUCUUCGGAAACAUCAACGAAGAUGGACAGCUGGAGGAUGACAGCGUUCUGGACAGUGAGUCCAAAAAGCAUUUGGCUGGUUUGGGUACCCUCGGACUGGGCUCACUUAUUACAGAGAUCACUGCCGAUGAGGAGGAGGAUGAUCAAGACGAGAGCAGAGACACUGCUAGUAUGGACGCAGAUGGUUGGGUAAAAAGUACAGAAGAUGCAGUAGAUUACUCUGACAUCAAUGAGGUUGCUGAGGAUGAAACAAAUAAGUACCGUCAGGCUAUGGGGUCUUUGCAGCUGAACAGGAAAUCAGUCUUAGAUGAUGAGGAUGACUAUGAUGCUGACUGCGAGGAUAUUGAUUCAAAGCUUAUGCCUCCUCCGCCACCAAGUCUUCCUACAGCUGUUAAGAAAGAGGAACCCACCUCUCCGAGCCCAAAUGUUGGGGAAGAGGGUGAUGGCAUCAUCCUACCCUCCAUCAUUGCGCCGUCCUCAACGGCUGACAAGGUUGACUUCAGCAGCUCAUCAGACUCAGAAUCAGAAACUGACCGUCCCUGCCAGGACUCAGAGGCUGGAGACACCCCAGAUAUGCUCAACCUCCCUCUUGCUGGCAUCAUGCAGAAAGAUGCUGCCAAAGCACUGCCAGAUGUUACAGAACUCUUCACUGAGUUCAGGCCUGGAAGGGUGCUUAGAUUCUUACGGCUGUUUGGUCCUGGAAAGAACAUGCCAUCAGUUUGGAGGAGUGCCCGCAGGAAGAAAAAGCGGAAGCACCGGGACCAUCAGCCUGGGACACCUCCUCCAGAAGGAGAGCCAACGGAGCAAAGCCUGGAGAAGAAGUCUGGAUGGAUUUAUGAGUAUGCACCCCCCCCUCCUCCAGAACAGUGUCUCUCUGAUGAUGAGAUAACCAUGAUGGCUCCAGUAGAAUCCAAGUUCUCACAAACUAGUGGCGAUGGGGACAAGGAGGCAGAGUCUCGGCCUAAAGUAGCAGAAUGGAGAUAUGGUCCCGCCCAGCUCUGGUACGACAUGCUCGGCGUCUCCGAGGAUGGAAACAACUUCAACUACGGCUUCAAGCUGAAAGAAGAGCAGACCAGUGAGCUUCAGCAGCAGGACACGCUUGAAGAAAUACGAGAUACUGCUCGUGAGUUUCUGAGGCGGGACGGUGACAAUGCUGACAACAAUAAUGAUGGAGAUAAGGAACCAUCAGCACUUGAGAAUGAGCUCUUCCUGAUGGUUACUCAGCUCAAAUGGGAGGACGAUAUUAUUUGGAAUGGGGAGGACGUAAAACACAAGAGCACAAAGACACAGCGAGCCAGCCUAGCAGGAUGGCUGCCUUCGAGCAUGACUCGCAAUGCCAAUGCGUACAACGCACAGCAGGGUCUCACAAGAAGUAAUUCUCAGUUGGUGCCACCUCUACCUCCGCCCAUGCCCAAAGUUUCUUCAAUCUCUGGCUCUAAGCGGGAAAAAAACAUCCAUGAUAAUCAAGCCUUUCAGGAAGACGACUCCCCUUGGUUCUCCAUUUUCCCAAUUGACAGCGAGGAGUUAGUGUAUGGACGCUGGGAAGAUAACAUUAUCUGGGAUGACCAGGAGAUGGAUCGCAUGCUCAUGCCACCUGUUCUUACACUGGAUCCCAACGAUGAAAAUAUCAUCCUAGAAAUCCCAAAUGAAAAGGAGGAGAUGACUUCCCACUCCCCAUCAAAGGAGAAUAAGAAGGAAACGGCAAUCAAAAAGAGCCGCAUCCUGCUAGGCAAGACCGGGGUGAUAAAAGAUGAGCCACAGCAGAACAUGUCGCAGCCGGAAGUGAAGGACCCCUGGAACCUCUCCAAUGAUGAGUUCUACUAUCCUAAACAGCAGGGCCUGAGGGGGACGUUCGGUGGCAACAUCAUUCAGCACUCCAUCCCGGCGCUGGAGCUGAGGCAGCCCUUCUACCCCACUCACAUGGGGCCCAUGAAAUUGCGCCAGUUCCAUCGACCGACCCUGAAGAAGUAUUCAUUUGGAGCUCUGGCUCAGCCAGGUCCCCAUGCCGUCCAGCCGCUGCUCAAACACAUCAAGAAGAAGGCCAAGACGCGAGAGCAGGAGCGGCAGGCAUCGGGGGGAGGAGACAUGUUCUUCAUGAGAACCCCGCAGGACUUGACUGGUAAAGAUGGAGAUCUGAUCCUGGCAGAGUACAGUGAAGAGUACGCCCCUCUCAUCAUGCAAGUUGGCUUGGCCACGAAAAUCAAAAACUACUACAAAAGGAAACCUGGAAAGGAUCCUGGAGCACCUGACUGUAAAUAUGGAGAGACCGUAUACUGCCACACGUCCCCUUUCCUGGGUUCUCUUCAUCCUGGACAGCUGCUCCCGGCUUUUGAAAACAACCUCUUUCGCGCGCCAAUCUACAUGCACAAGAUGCCGGAGACUGAUUUCUUGAUUCUACGAACUCGACACGGCUACUACAUUAGAGAAAUAGUGGACAUGUUUGUUGUCGGUCAGCAGUGCCCCUUGUUUGAGGUUCCAGGGCCCAACUCCAAACGAGCCAAUACUCACAUCAGAGACUUCCUACAGGUGUUCAUUUACCGCCUGUUCUGGAAGAGCAAGGACCGGCCCCGGAGAAUCCGCAUGGAGGAUAUAAAGAAAGCUUUUCCCUCGCACUCUGAGAGUAGCAUCAGGAAACGACUAAAACUCUGUGCCGACUUCAAACGCACAGGUAUGGACUCGAACUGGUGGGUGCUGAAGCCUGACUUCAGAUUGCCCACGGAGGAGGAGAUCAGGGCCAUGGUGUCUCCAGAGCAGUGCUGCGCUUACUAUAGCAUGCUGGUGGCAGAGCAGAGACUCAAGGAUGCUGGAUAUGGCGAGAAGUCCUUCUUCGCUCCCGAGGAGGAGAACGAAGAGGACUUUCAAAUGAAGAUUGACGAUGAGGUGCGGACAGCUCCUUGGAACACAACGAGAGCCUUCAUUUCUGCCAUGAAGGGGAAAUGCCUGUUGGAGGUUACAGGCGUGGCGGAUCCGACAGGCUGCGGAGAGGGUUUCUCCUACGUCAAAGUGCCCAACAAGCCCACUCAGCAGAAGGAUGACAAAGAGCCACAGCCUGCCAAGAAGACGGUGACGGGGACAGAUGCUGACCUGAGGAGACUCUCACUGAAGAAUGCCAAGCAGCUGCUGCGCAAGUUUGGUGUUCCAGAGGAAGAGAUCAAGAAGCUCUCUCGCUGGGAGGUGAUUGACGUGGUGAGGACCAUGUCCACGGAGCAGGCGCGUUCAGGCGAGGGACCCAUGAGCAAGUUUGCCCGAGGCUCUCGUUUCUCCGUUGCGGAACACCAGGAGCGCUACAAGGAGGAGUGCCAGAGGAUUUUCGACCUGCAGAACAAAGUGUUGGAGUCGACCGAGGUGCUCUCCACGGACACAGACAGCAGCUCAGCGGAGGACAGUGACUUUGAGGAGAUGGGGAAGAACAUUGAGAACAUGCUGCAGAACAAGAAGACCAGCUCCCAGCUUUCCCGCGAGAGGGAGGAGCAGGAGAGGAAAGAGCUGCACAGGAUGCUGAUGGGCGACGAGAACGAGCGUGACCAUAAGGGACGCAAGGCACGCAAAGGCUUGUCCAGCUCCUUAUCCACCGGCUCCCACAAGGACGAUGACACAUCCUCCGUCACCAGCCUAAACUCCUCGGCCACGGGCCGGCGUCUCAAGAUCUAUCGCACCUUCAGGGACGAGGACGGCAAGGAAUACGUCCGAUGCGAGACAGUACGCAAGGCGUCCGUCAUUGACGCCUACACCAGGAUCAGAUCCACCAAGGACGACGAUUUCAUAAAAAAGUUUGCCCUCUUCGAUGAGCAGCACAGAGAAGAGAUGAGGAAGGAGCGCCGGCGAAUUCAGGAGCAGCUGAGGAGGCUCAAGAGAAACCAAGAGAAAGAUAAGAUCAAAGGACCCCCGGAGAAAAAGUCCAAGAAGAUGAAGGAGAGACCGGACCUCAAAGUGAAAUUAAAGUGCGGCGCCUGUGGAGCCAUUGGACACAUGAGAACCAACAAGUUCUGCCCGCUGUACUACCAGACCAACGCCCCGCCUUCUAACCCAGUUGCUAUGACGGAGGAGCAGGAGGAGGAGCUGGAAAAGACCGUCAUCCACAACGACAACGAGGAACUGAUCACGGUGGAGGGCACCAAGAUCGUACUGGGCAAGCAGCUCAUUGAGAGUGCUGAUGAGGUGCGCAGAAAAUCUUUAGUGCUCAAGUUCCCCAAGCAGCAGCUCCCACCAAAGAAGAAGAGGCGCGUCGGCAACGCUGUGCACUGCGACUACCUCAAUAAACCACACAAGGCCAUCCACCGCAGGCGCACGGACCCCAUGGUGACCUUGUCCUCUGUGCUGGAGAGCAUCAUCAAUGACAUGCGGGAUCACCCCAACACGUAUCCAUUCCACACACCAGUGAAUGCCAAGGUUGUGAAGGACUACUAUAAGAUCAUCACUCGGCCCAUGGACCUGCAGACGCUGAGGGAGAACGUACGGAAGCGACUGUACCCGUCGAGGGACGAGUUCCGGGAAGCAGUGGAAGUUAUCGUCAAAAACAGCGCCACCUACAAUGGGGCAAAACAUCCAAUAACACAGGUAGCACAGUCCAUGCUAGACCUGUGUGAUAAUAAACUAAAAGAGAAGGAAGACAGGCUGGUGAGGCUGGAGAAAGCCAUCAACCCCUUGCUGGACGAUGACGAUCAGGUGGCCUUCUCCUUCAUCCUCGACAACAUUGUGACCCAGAAAAUGAUGGUGGUUUCCGACUCAUGGCCGUUUCACCAUCCUGUCAACAAAAAGUUUGUCCCGGAUUAUUACAAGGUGAUUGUAUGUCCCAUGGAUCUUGAGAGCAUUCGUAAGAACAUCUCCAAACACAAAUACCAGAAUCGAGAUGUGUUCCUGUCAGACAUCAGUUACAUCCACGCCAACAGUAUCAAGUACAACGGCCCAGAAAGUCCGUACACCAAGACGGCCCUGGAUAUCGUCAACGUGUGCAAGCAUACCUUGGCAGAGUAUGAUGAGCACUUGACGCAGUUGGAGAAGGACAUCUCUACUGCUCAAGAGGCCGCUCUGGAUGCAGCGGACUUGGAGUGUCUGGACCCAAUGACGCCUGGGCCAUACACACCGCAGGCAGAGGAUGGAGACGGAGAACUAGAGGAUGACGAUGAUGAGGAGGACAUGUUGCUACCGCCUCACAGAGGGAUGCACGACCACGAGGAGGAGGAAGAGGAAGAGGACGGAGUAUCUAACCAUCCGCCCCAAGCCAGCAUUCUGUACCAGGACCUGCUCAUGUCUGACGGAGAGGACGAUGCCAGUGAAGAGGAGGGCGACAACCCUUUCUCCUCCAUACACCUGUCAGAGAGUGGAAGUGACUCUGACAGAGAACUGGAUGUGAGACCUGCAACUCCCCAGAGAGUGCAAGAGACGGCCCGCAUGGGCAUGGAGCAAGACGAGAGCAUGAUGUCAUACGAAGGGGAAGGGCCUGAUGAGCCUCACAUGGAAGACAGCAACGUCAGUUACGGCAGCUACGAGGAGACAGAGAGCCAGAGUCAGUUGCAGCCCAUUAGCAUGGGGAACGGAGAGGACUACGCCAUCAGCGAAGAAGAGGAGGAAGAUGAGGAAGAUGAAGCACGCAGGAGAGGCCCAGCUGUUCUCUCCAAGGUCCAGCUCAGUGAAGACGAGGAGAGCGAAGAAUUCCGAUCCAUAGGGGGAGACAGCGACAUGGACUCUGACAACUAGUUAAUUUUUCUUUUUUUAUCAACAGUACUAAAAAACCAUUGUUUAUAGUCACAGUUUUUCAAUGGAAAAGGAAAAUAAAUUGUACAUACUUAUUUUGUAAAUGAUGGUUCAUGUUUAAAGCUCUGUUGUACCAACAGUAUAUGGACACAGCACAUUGUAAAUCUCCGUUUGCCAUUUUUUAUGUAUGAAUCAUGGACUGUGAUGGUUCUUCACAAGGAAGUGUGUGUACAGAUGUUUUGUACUGUUUUAACUCGGACAUAUCCUGCAUAAGUCGUUCAGCUACUCUGCUUUUUCUAUCGCUCCUCUUGAUUGAAAAAUAGAAUAAACAUGCUGAAGUUAGCAGCUCUUUCUUUAACAAAAACAAACGUCAAAUAAUAUUUACAGAUAUUUUGAGGCAUAAUAGAUCUUUUCUUUUCUCUGUUUACCACUGGUGAGGAGAUUAGUUUAGUAAAACAUUGAAAUAAAAUUGUAACAAAUGCUUUGCCUGCAGGUGUUACAACAACCCACAAUUAUACGAUUCAAGAUUAGAGGUUAAAACAUGAUUAUGUUGGUUAUUUGGAUUUUAUUGAGUUUGGUUUGUGGUUGAAAGUCACAGCAAAUACUCUGACAUGGCAUCACAUGAAAAAUCACAGGUGUAAGUAAUAAUUUAAUGAGUCGCUGCAUCACAUUUAGAUUAGCCCUGUUCUUAUGCAUGCUGUCCUGAACUUAAAUCAAGUCAAAAUAAGCUUUGGUUUAUCUUUAGAUUAUUAUUUUUUCAAUGUAUCUGUUCCAAAACCCAAACAUACUUACAAUGAUAAAAACUGAGAAAAGCUAAAACAUUUAAUUUGUGAUAAAAAAUAAGUGCAAAUUAAGUCUUCAUACUGGGAGACUGAAUGGAGCCAUCCUUAAUGUUACUGGUUACACACGCCCACGCUUUUCCUGUGCUGGUUAUCAUCACUUUCUUAUAAUCUAAUAAUAAACACUUUUUCUAAGUGUAAGAUGAUCAGAUAUUUUCUCUCUCUAGUGUUUUCCUCAGUUUAAAGUAGUUUGAUGGAUCACUGAAUAAAUGAAUAAUCAAAACUCAAUCAAACAUGUUUAAAACCUCAUGACCAGCAGAGGGUGGUCCAACACCAAACUGCUAUACAGGCUAUUACAUGUCUCUGUUCUCGUAGUAUUCUGUACUGUCACAUGUAUCAUCACUGUUUUCUUUACCAGUUCCCCAUAAUAAACACCUGUACAAUGAC